This is a messenger RNA of Penicillium maclennaniae, 1503 nucleotides long. Its product is annotated as Glycerophosphoinositol permease 1. Gene Ontology annotation, cellular component: plasma membrane. The record is from RefSeq and is a predicted model, not a curated record. NCBI's taxonomy places the organism in Eukaryota, Fungi, Ascomycota, Eurotiomycetes, Eurotiales, Aspergillaceae. Gene Ontology annotation, biological process: carboxylic acid transport; transmembrane transport. Bases 1 to 1503 code for a protein of 500 amino acids. The transcript is spliced from 5 exons. Gene Ontology annotation, molecular function: carboxylic acid transmembrane transporter activity.
AUGGCGACAGACGAAGCUGUGACCAUGGUCACCAAGACUGAUGCCGUGUCUGUUACGGACAUCCAGCGCAAGAGCAUCGUUCACGAGACCCUACACGAGGUUUCCAAGAAGCGCCAGAGCUUGUCUAAUCUGUUCACUAUCUUCGCCAGUGGCUUUGCUCUAAUCAGCGAUGGAUACCAGAACAACUUGAUGACCAUGACCAAUGUACUUCUCAAGGCAGAGUAUCCCAAGCAAUACACCUCCGCUGUCAGUACGCGUGUGUCGAAUGCGCUGCUGAUUGGCGAAAUCAUCGGCCAGAUCGUUGUCGGCCUGACCUGUGACUACCUGGGCCGAAAAAUAGCCAUUGUCUUCACAACCGUCAUGAUCGUCGUUGGUGGCAUCCUCGCAACUGCAUCCCAUGGAGUGACUAUUGAUGGUAUGUUCUGGGUGAUGACUGUGGCACGAGGCAUCGUGGGAUUCGGUGCCGGGGGGGAGUAUCCUGCAUCCUCAACAUCUGCCUCUGAAGCCGCCAACGACUUGAUCCCAAAGCAUCGCGGUCCAGCCUUCAUCAUGGUGACCAACUUCCCACUCUCUUUCGGAGGCCCAUUCGCGGUAUCAAUCUUCCUGAUCGUCCUCAUGGCCUGUAACCAAACACACUACAGCACAGUAUGGCGCGUUUGUUUCGGCAUCGGUUGUGUCUGGCCACUGUCCGUGUUCUACUUCCGAAUCCGCAUGCUCAAUUCCGUACUCUACCGUCGCGGCGCAAUCAAGAAACAAGUCCCUUACAAGCUAGUUCUGAGAUACUACUGGAAACCAUUGAUCGGCACCUGCGGUGCAUGGUUCCUUUAUGACUUCGUCACCUUCCCUAACGGCGUUUUCUCAGCAACGAUCAUCUCCUCCGUCGUCCAUAAUGGCACACUUCGUCAAACAGCCGAAUGGCAACUCCUUCUCGGCGCAAUCGCCCUCCCUGGUGUAUUCCUCGGAGCCCUCCUAUGUGACCGUGUUGGCCGAAAAAAUAUCAUGAUGAUCGGCUUCAGCGGCUAUCUCGUCUUCGGUCUAACGAUCGGCUGCGCCUACAGUCACAUUACCAAAAUUGUCCCCCUCUUCGUCGUCUUCUAUGGUCUGAUGCAAAGUUCUGGCAACUUCGGCCCAGGCAACAUGCUCGGUCUGCUUUCCUCGGAGUCAUACGCCACUGGUGUCCGGGGCACUUGCUAUGGUCUUUCGGCGGCGAUUGGGAAGGCGGGCGCGGCAAUUGGGACUCAGGCUUUUACGCCUAUUAAAUUGAAUUUGGGGAAUCAAUGGACUUUUAUCAUUGCUGCUAUCUGUGGCGUCGUGGGAAUUCUGGUUACGUGGUUCUUUGUACCGGAUCUGAGUGGGGACGAUCUACGGAUGAGGGAUGAGCGCUUUAGGGCUUAUCUUGUUGCUAAUGGGUGGGAUGGGGUGAUGGGCGAGGAUGAUUUGAAGGCUGAUGCGGAUGAUGGGAUUGCGUCGCCGGUUAUCGCGGCUAAUGGGACCAAGGACUAG